AUGGGGGCCGCUCUCUCCACCGGAGCCAUUGUGGCCAUUUCCUUUAACUGUGUCAUCGCGUUGCUCAUCAUCAUCCUUUUCCUCAUCCUCUGCAAGGCCUGCAGGACACCCUCGUGCCCCAAGAAGAGCUCGGCUUCUGCUGCAGAUGAGCAUGUCUGCCUGGGCUGGGGGCACCUGGCUGUCGGCACUGAGCACUCCCCAACCCUGGUGCUGGAGGCACUGGAGAAUUCCCAAGCCAUGGCCUGA
Molecule: messenger RNA, 246 nt
Organism: Merops nubicus (carmine bee-eater)
Lineage: Eukaryota; Metazoa; Chordata; Aves; Coraciiformes; Meropidae
Gene: ENHO
Product: energy homeostasis associated
Exons: 2
Coding region: 1-246 (81 amino acids)
Source: RefSeq, a predicted model, not a curated record